Acanthisitta chloris (rifleman) is the source of this 1854-nucleotide messenger RNA. RefSeq names its product myotubularin related protein 8 (gene MTMR8). The annotation marks the transcript as partial. NCBI's taxonomy places the organism in Eukaryota, Metazoa, Chordata, Aves, Passeriformes, Acanthisittidae. Gene Ontology annotation, molecular function: phosphatidylinositol-3,5-bisphosphate phosphatase activity. Gene Ontology annotation, biological process: negative regulation of autophagy; dephosphorylation. The record is from RefSeq and is a predicted model, not a curated record. Gene Ontology annotation, cellular component: nuclear envelope. The transcript has 13 exons.
GUUGAAAAUGUAAAGUUACUAGAUCGCUACGCCAACAGGAAGGCAGCAAAUGGGACAUUGUACCUGACAGCCACUCACCUGAUCUAUGUAGAUGCUUCUGCUGAAGUCAGGAAGGAAACAUGGAUCCUGCAUCACCACAUUGCCACUGUAGAGAAACUGCCCUUGACCACAUCUGGGUAUCCACUGCUCAUCCACUGCAAGAACUUCCACGUGGCUCACUUUGUUCUGGGGCAGGAGAGGGACUGCCACGACGUGUUCACCUCCUUGCUCAAGCUUUCACAGCCAGUGAAGCCUGAAGAACUUUAUGCUUUCUCUUACAAUCCUAAAAUGUCCAAAGAGAACAGGGAAAUUGGAUGGAAACUGAUUGAUUUAAAACUGGAUUACCAGCGCAUGGGAAUUCCGAACGACUACUGGGAAAUAACGGAUGUUAAUAAGGACUAUGAGGUUUGCAGCACAUACCCUCCAGAACUCGUGGUGCCUCGAGCUGCCAGCAGGGCAGUGGUGAUGGGAAGUUCAAGGUUCAGGAGCCGAGGGAGGAUCCCAGUGCUUUCUUACUUGUGUAAAGAGAACAAUGCUGCCCUGUGCCGCUGCAGUCAGCCCCUGGCCGGGUUCAGUGCGCGCUGUCCUGAGGAUGAACACAUGCUCCAGGCCAUCCGAGAAGCCAACCCCGGGAGCCCCUUCAUGUAUGUUGUAGACACAAGGCCAAAGCUGAAUGCCAUGGCCAACCGAGCUGCUGGGAAGGGCUACGAGAAUGAGGAUCACUAUGAGAACAUUCGCUUCAAAUUCAUUGGCAUAGAAAACAUCCAUGUGAUGAGGAACAGCCUGCAGAAACUCCUGGAAGUGUGUGAAACGAAGUCCCCCUCAAUGAGUGAUUUCCUCACUGGGCUGGAGAACUCAGGUUGGUUACGGCACAUUAAGGCUGUGAUGGAUGCAGGUGUCUUUCUUGCCAAGGCUGUGAGGGAGGAGAAGGUCAGUGUGCUGGUGCACUGCUCGGACGGGUGGGAUCGCACGGCACAGGUCUGCUCCCUGGCUGGCCUGCUCUUGGACCCCUUCUACAGGACUUUCAAAGGCUUCAUGGUUCUGAUAGAAAAGGAGUGGAUUGCAAUGGGCCACAAGUUUUCACACAGGUGUGGCCAUUUGGAUGGGGACCCCAAAGAGGUGUCCCCUGUCUUCACUCAGUUUGUGGACUGUGUCUGGCAGCUAAUGCAGCAGUUUCCCUGCUCCUUUGAGUUCAAUGAGAGGUUCCUGCUCGAAAUCCAUGACCAUGUUUACUCCUGCCAGUUUGGCAACUUCCUUGGGACCUGCCAUAAGGAGCGUGAGGAUCUCAAAAUCUUUGAGAAGACCCAUUCUCUGUGGCCUUUCCUCUUACAGAGGAAGCAGGAAUUGAGAAAUCCUUUGUACAGAGGGUUUACAGCUUACAAAGAGCUUCAACCAAACACACUACCUUUCAGUUUCCAGUUUUGGUGUGGGAUGUACAAUCGCUUUGACAAAGGAAUGCACCCUAAGCAGUGUGUGUUGGAUCACCUGCUGAGCUGCAUGAGCCAGAAGAUGAAGCUGGAGGACAAUGCCUCUGAACUGGAAAAUAAACUUCCUUUCCUGGAUGGUCCUGUGCCCAGUGAAGUUUGCUCGUCAUCCAGAGCAGUACAUCCUGCUACCAAAACCUCAAUGCCAAACACUCCUCAGGACUAUGGAGGGGGAGCCCCCCCUGUGCUGAGCAAUGGCCCCUCAGCAGGGGCUAUGGCUGUGGGGGCAGGAGAGGAGCAGCAGCCCAAGGAGACCCUGUCCCAACCCCGGGACACUGCGGUGGUGUCGGACUCUGCGGUGGAGGACGGGAGGCCUGAGCACCAGGGAUGA